AGGGGGAAGAUCGUGACGAGAGAUGGCGCCGCGGACGACGUCGUGGCGACCGUGACCGGCGCGUCGUCGCCUCUUUCUUUGCGGCUCGUUUCGCGCUGUCUUCCUCUCUCUCCCUCUCUAUUUGGACUCCAAUGUCCAGCUGAAAAUUUGAAGGGGAAAAAGGUGACCCAGGAUCUGUCGAGCUUCUUCUGGUCGAUAUCAGCAAGUGGCAGACGAGGAAAGGAGAGAAAAAUUCGAUCUUGGUCGGUUGUUACGUCGACCCAGAAUUCCAUUUGCUUGAAUUGUCUUCGUGUUCGAGCGGAUUUCAAGUGGGUUUGGGGAGAUGGGUAAGGGAGGCGGCUGUGUUCCCAGCAAGAAGAAGCUCUCCGGCGUCGCCGCCGACGGCGAGCGGGACUCGGUGCCGAUCCCGGUCGAGGUCGAGGUCGAGGUCGAGGUCGAGGACCAGGUCCAGGAGGCCGAGCCGAAGGCCGCGCCGGGCGUGGCGAAGCUGAGGGUGUUCAUCGUGUUCUACUCCAUGUACGGCCACGUGGAGGCGCUGGCGAAGAGGAUGAAGAAGGGGGUCGACGGCGUGGACGGGGUGGAGGGGGUCCUGUACCGGGUGCCGGAGACGCUGUCGCCGGAGGCGCUGGAGAAGAUGAAGGCGCCGCCGAAGGACGAGGCGGUCCCCGUGAUCGGAGCGGGGGAGCUGGUGGAGGCGGAUGCGGUGCUGUUCGGGUUCCCGACGCGGUACGGGUGCAUGGCCGCGCAGAUGAAGGCCUUCUUCGACGCCACUGGCCAGCUGUGGAAGGAGCAGAAGCUCGCAGGCAAGCCGGCCGGGUUCUUCGUGGGCACGGGCACUCAGGGAGGCGGGCAGGAGACGACUGCUUGGACUGCAAUCACCCAGUUGGCUCACCAUGGGAUGCUGUUUGUUCCGAUUGGGUACACUUUUGGUGCCGGUAUGUUUAAAAUGGAUGAAAUCCGCGGGGGCUCCCCAUAUGGUGCUGGAGUUUUUGCGGGCGAUGGGUCGAGAGAGGCCACAGAUGCGGAGUUGGCGCUCGCAGAGCAUCAGGGCAAGUAUAUGGCUGCAGUUGUGAAGAGGCUCGCCCUGGCUUGAUUGAUGAUUCAUCUUCUGAUGUCAAGUUGGUUCCUUGUUUCUGUUUAUUCAUUCAGAUAAUAAUAUAUAUUCUUUCGGGCAAUUUGAAGAGUCGUCGGAGUCAUCGAAAGUUAAUGGUUCAGUUCUCAGUUCAUGUGUCUUGUGCUCGAAAUUCUGUAUAUGUUGCAUGAAAUCUUGUCGCAUUGUUUCAAACGAUACUGUAAGUCAUAAAACGAGUUUCCUUAUGCUGGAAUUUUGGCCCCGUGAAAGGGAAUUUUGGACGA
This is a messenger RNA of Eucalyptus grandis, 1356 nucleotides long. Its product is annotated as probable NAD(P)H dehydrogenase (quinone) FQR1-like 2. Gene Ontology annotation, molecular function: NAD(P)H dehydrogenase (quinone) activity; FMN binding. The record is from RefSeq and is a predicted model, not a curated record. The transcript is spliced from 2 exons. The coding region runs from base 323 to 1093 and encodes 256 amino acids. Lineage: Eukaryota; Viridiplantae; Streptophyta; Magnoliopsida; Myrtales; Myrtaceae.